This is a messenger RNA of Archocentrus centrarchus (flier cichlid), 3094 nucleotides long. RefSeq names its product p21 protein (Cdc42/Rac)-activated kinase 1 (gene pak1). NCBI's taxonomy places the organism in Eukaryota, Metazoa, Chordata, Actinopteri, Cichliformes, Cichlidae. Bases 246 to 1937 code for a protein of 563 amino acids. Gene Ontology annotation, molecular function: protein serine/threonine kinase activity; ATP binding. The record is from RefSeq and is a predicted model, not a curated record. Gene Ontology annotation, biological process: protein phosphorylation. The transcript is spliced from 16 exons.
UUACUGUUAAAAAGCGAUCCAGCAGGGAGAGCGAGCGCUGCGGGGCUGAGCCGUCAGGGGAGCAGAGUUUUCCCACUGCAGGAGACGCGCUGUCCCGGUGUCGGAAAUUACCACCCAGGCAUUGUGGGAUUUACAUUUGCGACCAAGCCAGCGGCUGCAGCUCCAACGUGUCCCUCUGCCUUUCUGUGAGAGGAGCGAGCCAGACGCCACAUUCACAGGAGCAGCCGGCUGCAGCCUAUCCGAAGAUGUCUGAUAAUGGGGAGGUUGAGGACAAGCCCCCAGCUCCGCCCAUGAGGAACACCAGCACCAUGAUUGGCUCCUGCAACAAGGACCCCGCCCCCCUCAACCACGGCUCCAAGCCCCUCCCUCCAAACCCGGAGGAUAAGAAGAAGAAAGACCGCUCGAUUCGGUUCAUCCUGACAGGAGGAGGCGAUAAAACCUAUAAGAGGAAGGAGCGCCCAGAGAUUUCUCUGCCAUCAGACUUCGAACACACCAUCCAUGUCGGCUUUGACGCUGUUACCGGGGAGUUCACUGGAAUGCCGGAGCAGUGGGCUCGGCUUCUGCAGACCUCCAACAUCACCAAGCUGGAGCAGAAGAAGAAUCCUCAGGCCGUCCUCGAUGUGUUAAAGUUCUACGACUCUAAAGAAACAACCAACAGCCAGAAAUACAUGAGCUUCACUGAUAAAACUGCCGACGCCUUCAGCUCCUCCACCGCCACGAGCUCUAAGGCCGUGUCAGAGACGCCCGCCAUAGCAACCGUAUCCGAGGACGAGGAUGAAGAUGAGGCCGAGCCCCCGCCGGUGAUCGCCCCCCGACCGGAACAUACCAAAUCAAUUUACACUCGCUCAGUGAUCGAGCCCCUCCCUCCACCUCCCACAAAAGAUGCUGCGACCUCGCCCAUCUCUCUGCCGACCACCGCCGCGGCCGCCGCCGUCACCCCCGCUCAACCUGCGGAAGCUGCUCCCAGUAGUCCUCCCAGUGCUAGCCCCGCCCCUGGCCCUUCUGUGCCCCACCCACAGGAUAAAACGAGGAAGAAGAAGAUGUCAGACGAGGAGAUCCUGGAGAAGCUACGGACGAUCGUCAGCGUGGGCGACCCCAAGAAGAAAUACACUCGAUUUGAGAAGAUCGGACAGGGGGCGUCUGGGACCGUGUACACAGCCAUAGACAUCGCCACAGGACAGGAGGUCGCCAUUAAACAGAUGAACCUGCAGCAGCAGCCGAAAAAGGAACUGAUCAUCAAUGAGAUUCUGGUGAUGAGGGAAAACAAGAACCCAAACAUAGUCAACUACCUGGACAGUUACCUGGUGGGCGAUGAGCUCUGGGUGGUGAUGGAGUACCUGGCCGGAGGUUCGCUGACUGAUGUCGUCACAGAAACCUGCAUGGAUGAGGCGCAGAUAGCUGCUGUGUGCAGAGAGUGUCUCCAGGCGUUGGAGUUCCUCCACUCGAACCAGGUCAUCCAUCGAGACAUCAAGAGCGACAACAUCCUGCUGGGCAUGGACGGCUCCGUCAAACUCACUGACUUUGGAUUCUGCGCUCAGAUCACUCCUGAGCAGAGCAAACGCAGCACCAUGGUCGGCACGCCGUACUGGAUGGCCCCGGAGGUCGUGACCCGCAAAGCCUACGGUCCCAAAGUGGACAUCUGGUCCCUGGGCAUAAUGGCGAUAGAGAUGGUGGAGGGAGAGCCACCGUACCUGAAUGAGAAUCCACUCAGGGCGCUGUAUCUCAUCGCAACCAACGGGACGCCGGAGCUGCAGAACCCGGAGAAACUGUCCACGAUAUUCCGAGACUUCCUGAAUCGAUGCUUGGAGAUGGACGUGGAGAAGAGAGGCUCGGCUAAAGAGCUGCUGCAGCAUCAGUUUCUGAAGAUGGCGAAGCCGCUCUCCAGUCUGACUCCUCUCAUUCUGGCGGCGAAGGAGGCUGCCAAGAACAACCGCUAACUCGCCGUUCGCUCCUCCCGCCCCUCUCUGUCUGUCAUCCCUCCUGUGAAGGUGGUGAUGGCUGCUGGCCGGGUUACACAACCCUUCGAACGCCUUCACUCUUUUUCUCCCUGAUUGUUUUUUACUUCCUUCUUCACUCUGUGAUCUUUGACCCCCGAGUCUCACCUCCCUUACUACCCCCCACCCCACCCCACCCCACCCCACUCUCACAGGGAGGAAGAAGGGCAACUUCUUCAACACUCCACUGGACUCGGACGGGAAGGCGGGGCCUAACUGUAAUGAAGUGAUGUCAUUUCUGACAUCGUCGCCCUCUCAGCCGGCACAAACAGCCCCAGUAUGGGAGAGAGCCCAAAGACUCAUGGGAGUAUUUUUAUUUUAAUGAUGAUUGAUUUCUAACCUCUCUGUAAACACCCGGACCACAAACAGUCAACCAGCGCCCUGUGUGUGUGUGUGUGUGUGUGUGUGUGUGUGUGUGUGUGUGUGUGUGUCUGCAGGUAUGAGUUGUACCCUUUUCAUCAUGUUCUAAAAGUGCAUUUGUUGAUUUUUGUUUUAUUACUCUUCUGUGUGUGUGUGUGUGUGUGUGUGUGUGUGUGUGUGUGUGUGUCACAGCGGGGAUGUUGGGUUAUUACUUCAGGUGAUUGUAGCGUUCGAUUCUGUUGUUUCUGAGCAGACGGUUUGUGGUGCGUUGUCGUGUCUGCAGUGUGAGCUGCGAGUUAAAGGGGAUUAUUAACGAGGACGAGGAAACAGAGCCGCUGAUGGACCUCGUUUAGAUUUAAAGUCAAAGCAAAGAAUUCACAGCUGUAGGCUUCAAAAUAUGAAGCAUUCAAAGCUUCCAGGAGCGAGCCCCCUUUCAAGGUCACCUUCUGGUGCAGCUCUGGAUGUCAGAGCUGCUGCUCUUAUUAGUUAUGUCCCCUCAUACUCACGAGACAUGAUGGGUGCUGGCUCUGCUCCACAUCUGCAGGCCCACCAACAUCUGCAGGCCCACCAGCCUUCACAUGCAUGUUUUUAUCAACUCGAUCAGUAAACAGAUUUCCCAGUGUAGCCAGGAGUGCGUUCAGAGGCAGCAUCGCAGCACAAACAUGGACAACACAGCUGAUUUUGUAACUAUCAAAACAAUCACAGUGUGAGUGUGUGUGCACUGUAACCCUUUAAGACUC